Messenger RNA from Suillus plorans, 615 nucleotides. RefSeq lists its product as uncharacterized. The record is from RefSeq and is a predicted model, not a curated record. The transcript has 3 exons. The coding region runs from base 1 to 615 and encodes 204 amino acids. Lineage: Eukaryota; Fungi; Basidiomycota; Agaricomycetes; Boletales; Suillaceae.
AUGUCGUCUGACAGUGACACUCGUACCAAUGACUCUCGCCCUUCUGACUUCAAUGAUGCUCAGGAUGCAAUCUUAUCGGGGUAUGCUAACCUUGAGUUUGAGAGCUCCAGGAGGUCUACUCCAGAAAGUCAUUUUGGAUGCCUUGGGUCUGGCGGUGGCCAAAGCGCCCCUGCAUAUUCCUGUGGAUGCUAUAAGCAUGUUAUAAGUCUACUUAAAAGGAUCAAAUCUUCACCUUCACCUCCAGACAAUGAGCAGGCAUUUCAGCUUGCAGAUGACUUUGGAGCGGAACAACCAAAGCCACAGUUGGAAGCUCAAGAUGGCGAUCACUAUAAUGCUGAUGCACGUCGUUCAAAGCGAAAGAGGUCUGACGAUCAUGAUGAUGUUAUUCCACGUAACUUUGGCCAGGACAUGACUAGCAUGAGGGCAACAUCAGUACCUGUUGUUGAGCGUCAGCCACCUGUGAAACGCAGGAAGAUUGGAAGAUCGGCACUAGCCAAGGUCAUGCAGGAAGUUGUGGGAUUGCGUGAAGCUGUGAGUAGGAUUGAAACGGUCAUCGGCAGGCAAAACGGAGUUAUUCUUGAAAUCUGUAACGCUAUUGAAAACCAUGGGAUGUGA